GGCUACACGAAGUCCAUCGACAUCUGGUCGGUGGGGUGUAUCCUGGCUGAGAUGCUGUCCAACAGACCCAUCUUCCCUGGGAAACACUACCUGGACCAGCUGAACCACAUCCUGGGGAUCCUGGGCUCCCCGUCUCAGGAAGACCUCCUCUGCAUCAUCAACCUGAAGGCCAGGAACUAUCUGCUGUCACUGCCCAUGCGUCCCAAAGUGUCAUGGAACCGCCUGUUCCCCAACGCCGACCCCAAAGCUCUGGACCUGCUGGACAAGAUGUUGACCUUUAACCCCAACAAGAGGAUCGAGGUGGAGGAGGCCCUGGCCCACCCCUACCUGGAACAAUAUUAUGACCCGACAGACGAGCCCGUUGCUGACAUUCCCUUAAAGUUCGACAUGGAGUUGGAUGAUUUACCCAAAGAGGCGCUGAAGGAGCUCAUCUUUGAGGAAACGGCACGUUUCCAGCCCGGUUACAGGCCCUAAGACCUCACAGAUGACUCUGUGGACAGGCUUCUGCGUCACCACUGCUCCUCCCGCCUCCACUCUGUUGCUGUGAUUUUCUUUCUUUUUUUUUCUUUUUUGUCUCUGUUUUGUUUUUGUUUUUUUAAACUCUCCUCUCCCGUCGUCCCGCGUCUCCCGGACUCCUUGGGUCUCUCUCGUCAAGUCCACUUUGCUCAGGAACGGCGAUCCGUCUCUCCUCUCCGUCUCCCUGUCGUGUUGGGGGUGGGGCAGCAGCGGUGGGAGGAGUCACGUCACAGCUCAUAGUUUGGGGGUAAAAUUUGUGUUUUAAAGCCAAGAUAACAAGUUUUUUUGUGUGUGUGUGUGUUUGUGCGUCUCUGGUUGAAUGAAUAAACUCGCUGUUGUCUCUUUGGGUGCAGCUGCUUUGCACAAUUUAAAAAAACAAAAAAAAAAUCCAUAUUUUCUAAUCUUUGACGCACUGUUACAAGAGAUGCAGUGACCUCCGCCUCGUUAGGGAAUAAUCCAGAUUAAAUCUCCUGAUUUAUGCAAUUCAAAGACAGAACGAGCCAAACUUUCUGGCCUCAAGCCAUCAUGUGGUGUUAAGGAUGUAUAUUUUAUCAAACCUUGUAUUUUAAUCUCAAACGUACUCAGAAAGCCCAAAUGCAAGCAUCUUAUCUAGCUAUAGAUAUAAAUAUAUAAAUAUAUAUAUAUAAAUAUAUAAAAUAUAAAACCUGAAGAGUCUUAAAGGUGUUUUAAUGUUUUCUUUCAUAUUAUUGGCAUCAGAAUCAGAGUUUCUGCCUUAGGAUGAGAGAAAAUAAAACUGAGGAGAAGUUGAUUUAAUUCUCGCGUGUUUCAGGAGGAUGGUUUUUCUUUAGACGCGUCGCAGAACUCGUUUGGAUCGGAGAAGAUGUUGUCGUGCCUCCCGUUGUUUGUUUGUGUGUUUCUGGGUGUGGGUCAGCGUCUCUCUCGCCUUGUUAGAAUAAAACUGUGCCCUCUGCAUGACUGUUAUAAGCUCUGUAUACAAAGACGACGACGUUAAAGUGCCACACGAGCCGGGCAGAUCCGCCGGCACAGCGCCCAGGCUCUUCCCGUUCAAACGGUCUCUGUUUGCUUUUCCUCUGUCGUGGUUUUUUUUUCUAAUUUCUAAACACAGACGGUGCUUUUUGUCCUCUUCUUUUGCUUUAGCAUCCUCCCUCUAUUUUUAUUUUUAUUUUUAAAUCUGCAUGCUAUUUUUUUUAAAAAAAAGAGAAUAAAUUUUUGAUUUGUAACAAAACCAGAGAAGGUGUUGUUAUAAAAGUUUUUUUUUUCUUCGCAGUUUGAGUAUUUAGAUCUGAGAGGUCGCAGCAGAGGACUGCUGAGUCGACUGUUAAAUUUAAAGUUUUUAUUUGAAAUGUUUGAAUUUGGAGAUUUCUUUUCGGGAUUUCGAUCAGCAGAGCUCGACGAAUCGUUCGGUUCUGUUGACAUCGAGCUUUUUGGUUCGGCAUAAUUAAACUGCAACAGUCUGACUGAGAAGAUCCUCCCAUCAAACUCUUUCGACACUUAGGUUCAGAUAAUUAUGUUUUAAUCUAAAAGUUUUACAAAAAGUAAAGUUUUGUCUAAAUUUAAAGAACAGAAAAGUCUCUAAAAUAACUUUAAAUCAACAAAACUUAAAAAGCAACAAAGAUCUUUGUUGUUUUUUUCUUUCUUUUACCAUGUUUGUGUUCAUAAGUUUGAAUAAAAUCAGUGUUCAGAGUCAGAUGAUGUAAUAAAGGAGGAUUUUUUAUUGUCUAAAGGGAUUAGUUUCUGUAUUUCUAAGCACCAGGGUUGUGAAAUGUCCCAGAUCCUGGACCUGGACGAGUGCUGAGGCCCGUUUCUGCAAACGUUCUUUAAAUCCGUUUUCGUGUUUUUAAACGUCAUCGUUCCAGAGAAGCCCUGCUGCCGUCUACGUUUUAUUUUCAGAAGAGUUUUGGUGACCAGGUUCUGAUUUUCCUGAAGACGUUCUGCCGAUCAGGAGCGGCCGUCUCGAAGCCUCGUCUGUUUUUUGUUUUUUCCUGUUUCUGAGCGCGACGCGUAUCUGCUGCGUCCACGUGAACCAUCCCGUCGACUCGUUCGUUAAAGAGAGGACGCUAAAGCUUAAAGGAAAAAAAAAUAUUAAGCCAUAAUCUGUCAGUCAGGCUGUCGCACCUCUGACCACGCCCAGUGGUGAUGUCACCGUGCAUGGACACGCCCACACAUCACUGCAGCCACGAGACGAAAAACCCAUCCGCAAAAUAUUUCAGCUGAACCUGAGUGGCUCUCGUCUUCAGUGGGUCAAACAUCAGAAUCUUUUCUUUGUAUAUGUUUUAUUAUUACCACAUUUUAAAACUAAAUAAGGGACGAUUUGAGCAUCAAAUGCAAAAGUAUUAAAUUACGGCCCUGUCCACGUGGAAGAGAAACAGGAAGUAAGACAGGAAGCAGGUAUCUGAAGCUUUAACUCAGGUCUGUUGGAGUCCAGUUGGCAGCUUCAGACUGAAAAAUCAGCAGGAAAGUAUUAAGUUCUAAAUUGGACAGAUUGGAGACAACAUUGAAAUAGGUUGCAGACAGGUUUGAGACUUUGAGACUAAAUUAAGACAGGUUUGAGACUGUAUAAACUUUGAGAAGUGUUUGAGACUGUGUAUAAAUUGAGACAGGUUGGAGACUUUGAGACUAAAUUGAGGCAGGUUUUACAGUUUGACUGUGUAUAAACUGAUAGGUUGGAGACUGAGAAGUGUUUGAGACUGUGUAUAAAUUGAGACAGGUUGGAGACUUUGAGACUAAAUUGACCCGUUUGGGACUGUGUAUAAACUGAUAGGUUGGAGACUGAGAAGUGUUUGAGACUUUGUGUAUAAACUGAGACAGGUUUGAGACUAAAUUGAGAGAGGUUGGAGAUUUUGUGAGUAAAUUGAGACAGGCUUGAGACUUUGUUCAUAAAGUGAGACAGGUUGGAGACUAGGACUAAACUGAGAUGGGUCAUUGGAGACUGACUAAAUUGAGACAGGUUUGAGACUUAUCAAACAGGUUGGACACUGAGCUGUGUUUGAGACUGUGUAUAAAUUGACACAUGUUUGAGACUUGGACUAAAUUGAGAAUGGUUAGAGACUUGAAAACAAAAUUGAGACAGGUUUGAGACAUAAAAAAGCAUAUUCCUUGGAGAGAAAACUUUAGUCAAUAUCUUGAAUGUGAUCAAAAUUCAAGUGACAUGAGUAUGAGAUUUGUGAAAGGAAAUUGAGACUUCAUUGCAAACAUUUUGAGACAAUUUGGGGACUCUUUUCAUCAACAGUUUGUCAAGAGUUGCUGGCCAAUGAGAUGUUACCUUCAGGUGUUUGGUACAAAAAUAAGGAGUUUAAUUUGGGAUUGUAGGUGAGAUUAGAGGUGGGAUUAUGACGUCAUAGUUUUUACAGAAGUUGUAAACAGUUUGAGUUUUGUAAAUCAGUGUUUGUGUGGACACAAGGAUGAAAUGAUCAACUUUAGUGGAUUGAAAAACAUCCUAACAGAUGUUUUUAUGUAAACAUUUUCUCAAAGAAAAUAACUAAAACGUACCUUGAAUAUUCCAUUUUUUUAAGAUUAAAAGAAUAAAAUCAGAAAUUUUGACCAAAGUUUUUGUUUCUGCCGUUAAACUUCCUCCUCGGUUUGGAUCCUGGCGCUCGUCUGUCUCACGGUUACUUUGAUGCGUCUCCGGUAAUCUGGAUGGGAUUAGUAAUCUGAGGUGCCUGCCAGGACUUGACUUGCCUGUAGAUUUUUUUUUUUUUUUCUGUUCUUUUUGAGCGAGGGGAGGGGCUUAGUUAAAAACACAACUUUAAGGGCACUGGAAAUCUUUCUGGGAAUAGUUGUAUUAAAAACAAAAGAAAAAAAAGCUUCAGCUGAUUUCUUCGUGCGACCUGUCUGUCUGUGCCUUUUUUGAUAGUCUUGAUAUCCAAGAUUUGAUGUGCAGCUUUCGUUUAGUCGGGACUUUGUUGUACCUGCAGUAUACGCUUUGAACAACAAUCAAUCAAUCUGGGGCUGGGUGGGAUUAUUAUUAUUAUUAUUAUUAUUAUUAAUGGGGGGUCCUUUUAUCUCAUUUCUGUACAUUUUAAAGAGAUUUGUUGCAACACCUGUGUGAUUUGUGACUGUAAUUAAAGAUGAAAAGCAAACGUUAUAUAUUUUUGCGUUACCUUUUUUCCCUUGAGCUUUUUCUUUUUUUUAAAGUUUUUGUGCAGAUAUUUUUAUUGUAAAAUGAAUGUUUCUAUCAGACACUAACCUUGUUUGAGUUGUCUCCAGUGGUUCUUCACUCUGUAUGUUUUGAUCAGUAUAAACUUUUAAUUGUGUCGUUUUCAAUUUUAUGAAAGAGGGAAAAAAAAUAAAAAAAUAUUGGUUGUAUUUUAAAGGUUUGUUUUGCCAUUUAAUAGUUUUUGAGUUUAUUGGUCAGUUUUAUUUUGUGUGAAGGAUUUAACUUGACAGGAAACCUUGACUGCUAAAUCAUUUUUAAUUUUUUUUUUCCAGUUUUGCCAUGACAUUUCAAUAGACGUUCAUUAAAAACACUGUACCUUCA
Austrofundulus limnaeus is the source of this 4975-nucleotide messenger RNA. Its product is annotated as mitogen-activated protein kinase 1. Gene Ontology annotation, biological process: protein phosphorylation. NCBI's taxonomy places the organism in Eukaryota, Metazoa, Chordata, Actinopteri, Cyprinodontiformes, Rivulidae. Gene Ontology annotation, molecular function: MAP kinase activity; ATP binding. The record is from RefSeq and is a predicted model, not a curated record.